AUGGUGAUUGCACACAACCCCUCCCCACCACUCCCUACCCCUCCCUCCCUCUCCUCUCCCCGUCCCAUCAACCUUCGUCGCUGCCUUCUCCCACCCUGCCUGCCCCUCCCGCAUGCGCCCAUCUCCCUCCCCCGUGUCCCCCAUCCUUUCCGCCUGUCCUCCAUCCCCCUCCACUCAACCCCCAUCCCCUCCCGCGUGCCCCCCAUCCCUCAUCCCCUCUCUUGCAACCCGUCCCCUCACGUGCCCCUUAUCCCCUCCCACUCGCCCUCCCAUUCCGCCUAUCCAGCAAUCACCAUGGCAGUUGCUGACGUCAACAGCGACCCCACCAUCCUGCCACGUCAGCGCAUCCGCCUGAUCACCGGCAACAUCAGCGCCAGCACGCCAUCCAUGCUCAGCCAGCUGGCAGCCAUGGCAACAGUGCAGCAGCGCCCAGUUGCGAUCAUAGGCCCGGGGACGUCAGACCAAGCAGCUCUCAUCAGCCCGCUUGCCACUGCCACUCAGACUCCCUUGGUGUCUGCAGCAGCAACAGACGUGCAGCUGACGGUGGGGGGUGCUCGGCCAUUCUUCAUGCGGACCAUCCCCAACGAUGGCGUCGACAUGCAAGCUAUAGCUGGUAAGACAGCCAUAGCCGAUGAGGUGGUGUAUGCAGAUGAGGUGGUGUAUGCAGAUGUGCUGGCGGUGACCUCUCCUGUUUUCUCUCCCCUGUUUUCUCUCCCCUGUUUUCUCUCCCCUGUUUUCUCUCCCCUGUUUUCUCUCUCCUGUUUUCUCUCUCCUGUUUUCUCUCUCCUGUUUUCUCUCUCCUGUUUUCUCUCCCCUGUUUUCUCUCUCCUGUUUUCUCUCUCCUGUUUUCUCUCUCCUGUUUUCUCUCUCCUGUUUUCUCUCUCCUGUUUUCUCUCUCCUGUUUUCUCUCUCCUGCUUCAUGGUGGCAGCGCUGCUGCUGCGCUACAAGUGGAGGCAGUUCGUGGCAGUCUACACGGACAACCGCUUUGGCCGCAACGGCAUCACCGCACUCAUGACCUACCUCCUCGAAACAAAGCUGAUGACGUGGCACAGGCCCUCGCUGCCAGCAAGGCAGUGGACUCUUCGGUUUAUGUGCUACACGCCUCCUCUAUCAUGUCUGCUCUCAUACUCGAUACAGCGAGCAAGCUGGGCAUGAUAGGGAAGAACUACGUGUGGAUCGCAUCAGAGGGGGCUGCUCAAGCCAACACCUCCACACUGCAGAGUGCAGAGGGUCUGAUAAUCACAGCAUCCUAUCACCCGCCAUCGCAGCGCCUGUCGGCCUUCAAGCAGCGGUGGAAGCAGCUGAGUCCACAGCAGGUCUCCCUCAACCCACACGGUGAUCUGCAAGCCGAUGCCAUCGAGGUGCUCAACGUGGUGAACGCUACGGCCACGAGGGUUGGCUUCUGGACUCCCGCCUGGCAGCUCACGCGCUCUUUAAAGCUCAAUGUGGUGAACGCUACGGCCACGAGGGUUGGCUUCUGGACGCCUGCCUGGCAGCUCACGCGCUCUCUAAAGCGGCCAUCCAAGAACCAGCAAGAGGCACUCAACAUAGUGUUUCCGGGUGGGGUGACACAAGUCUACAAGCAGUUUGUCAACAUCUCCAAGGGAGAGGACAAAGAGCGCUUCUCAGGGUUCUGCAUCGACGUUUUCCACGCAGCUGUGGCCAUGCUGCCGUACCCGCUCGACUACGAGUUUGUGCAGUAUGGCGAGGAGAACGUCUCCCCCAGCUACAACCAGAUGGUGCUGGCUGUGGCGGACAAGGUGGGUGCCGGCUGUAGCAGGCAAGGUCUGGGGAUAAUGGGGUACGCAAAGGAGAAUUCAAGUCCCUGGCUGGCGUUCCAGCCGUUCACAGCGAGCAUGUGGGGAGUGACUAUGGCGCUGUGCGUGCUAGCAGGGCUCAUCACCUCGUUCCUGGACGAGCAGUCUAAUGAGGCCUUCCGAGAGAAACUGCAUCAGCGCCUGCAGAACGCCGCGUGGUUCGGCCUGCAAACGCUCUACGCCAUCCUGGAGUACCCUGUUCGCACCUCCCUCGCCCGGCUCUUUGUCAUCGUGUUUCUCAUCAUCGGCUACCUUAUAGUCACCAUGUACACGGCGAACCUCACGUCUAUUGUCACAGUCGACCGGCUCAAACCCUCCGCAAUGACCUUUCGAAGCCUGCCUCAUCCCAUCCCACCGCAUCCCACACGGCCCCACCACCAGGACAUUGGUUCCGCCGCCUCGACCUCAUCCCCCAUUGGCUACCAGCUGGGGUCAUUCGUCAAUGCGUACCUGCAGCAGAUGGGCAUUCCUGCGAACCGUCUGGUGGCACUCAAUAACGAGGAUGAGUAUGCACAGGCGCUGACCUCCGGCCGGGUGGGGGUGAUAGUGGAUGAGAACCCCUACCUCGAGCUCUUCUCCCUCGACUUCUGUGACGUCGCCCUCGCGCCUCAGCCCUUCUCGCUGCUGAACCUUGCGUUUGUAAGCACUCUUUGCAAUGCCUUCCCCAAGGGCUCUCAGCUGGGCUUGGACGUCUCACAGGCGAUAGUGCAGCUGUCAAUGUCCGGCAAGCUGCAGCAGCUGCGGGAGAAACACUUCACUGGGAUCAACGGCUCUUGCACCCAACCCAGCAGCAGCAGCAGCAACAGCCGCAGCGGUAUAUCCUCCUCUUCCUCCUCCUCCUCCUCCUCCUCCUCCUCCUCCUCCUCCUCCUCCUCCUCCUCCUCCUCCUCCUCCUCGAUUUCCUCGCUGGCGGCAGACUCAGCAGUGCAGCUGUCGAUGCAGAAGUUCCUUGGGCUGUAUAUCAUCUUUGGUGCUGUGUCGUUGGGCUGCUGCGUGCUCUACGUGUUGCUCCUCAUUCACCGCGGUUACCGCGCCAGCAGAGAGGCUGCGCGCCUGCAGGACGCUCAGAACCAAGCUGAGAUCCAACGGCUCGUGUUUGAUCAUCAUCCGUUGCACACAGGAUCUGACGGCCCGGAUGGAGCCGAUCCCACAUGGGCAGUUCCAGGUGGGGGGGUGGCAUUGAGAAGGCACGAGUGGGCAGGAGGUGGCAACUGGGGUGGGGAGCAUUCGGAACGGGAAGACCUGUUUGUGUUUGGUAGUAUUGCUGCCACACUCAGUGGCAGGGGUAGCAGCAGUGGCAGCGGGGGUAUUGAGACGGGUCGGAAAGGAAUUGGUGGGAGUAGUAGUAGCAGCAGUGACAGAAGAGUGGAAGAGUCUCAGAGUAGCUUUGGCAAAGCGAACAGCAGCAGCGGGUGCAGUGUCCCUUUUGUUGCAGUGGGUCAGCCAAGCUUGACACGGGUUGCUGAGGAGGGAGAAGAUGCGGAGGAGGAGGUGGAGGAGGAGGAGAAGGUGGAGGAGGGUGAGGAUGAGCAAGGGAGGGAGUUAGCUGUGAGGAGCCGGGGAGGAGAGGAAGGUGAAGGAGAGGGAGCAGAGGGGGUAAGUGCUUGGCUGUGGAAGAGGAGAGAGCGAGGAGUAGGGGCGUUCGAGCAGGGGUUGGAGGGAUUGGAGUCCAGGAGGCUGCUGGAAGAGGAGUGGGCAGAGAGAUCUGACGUGGAGGCAGAGGGAGGAAGGGAAGACGGAUGGAGUGGUGGGGUAAGGGGAGGGGGAGAGGAGAGGAGGGAGGGCAGGGACGAAGGGCACCUGACUGCUCCAUCGAUCCCCAAACCAAUAUCAGCAUCUCAAUCCGCUCCUCGCCUCGGUUCAAACUCAGACCGCCUUGUUCGUAGCCGCCUGCCUUCCCCACCCUUCCACCUCAUGCCAAACCAGCACAACAGCAGUACACCAGCAUCUCAGCGUAACUCCGAUGGAGCUUUCCUCUCUUGCCCUCCGGAGAGCAUCAGCACGUCUUUUGAGGCGCCUCAAAAGAGCCAUAGCAGUGAUUGGGCGUGCACAGGAGAGCAGGACUGCAGACCGAUGCUCUCAGCGUUCCAUCAUUCCACCUCCUUCAAGGCUGUAUCUCUGCCUGCCUCUCCCUCCGCUUCCCCCUCCGUCUCUCCCUCUGCAUGUCCCACGGCAACUGGUGCUUCCACAUCAGCUUCUACUUCGUUCCUCUCUGUGCCAUCGUCUCUCCUCUCAGCAUCACCCUCUUCCCUAGCCGCUGCAGCACCAGCUGCAGCAAAAGCCCUGGGCACAGCCGUGCGUGCCGAACCUGGGUCAAAAACACCAGGCAGGGGUGUGCGAGUUGACGCGGGACUCAAAGCACUGAGCAAGAGCAUGGGGGCCGACACGGGGUUGAAAGCGGUGACAACGCUGAGCAAAUCGGUGGUGUCGGGUUCACAGAAGGGCCUGCUGUCGCUUCAGCAGACGGUUAACACCCUUGUUGAUAAGUACAACAGGGGGCAGCAGUGGAGCAAGGACAGGAACCUGACAGGCAGCUCACACGCAGCACAAUCUGCAGCAGCACCACAUGCAGCACCGGUUGCAGCAGCACAUGCAGCACCAGUUGCAGCAGCACAGGCGGCAGGACAGAGCAGGCGAAGAGGAGGCUCCCCCUCCUCCUCCCUGGGUCCUCCUCAGCUCUCUCCUGGAUUCAACGUGUCGAGCCAAGGGCUGCGGACAGCAGGGCAGCAGCAGCAUCGCAGAACCUCCUCCGCUGGGGAUGUAAAUAUGAUCCACAACAACGCCAAUCGCGUCUCGCCACGUCAGCGCCUCGCCCGAUCACCCGAUGACCGCUCUCCCUUACACCUCUCACUCCGUGGCAGCUCUCAGCAGCAGCAGGGCCGUGUGAUCCAGCCCAGCAUCGAGCAGCAGAGUCCCCGCGUUCUCUCCCAGCAGAUGCAUGCCGCACACAGCAGCAAGCGGCAGACCUCUGGCCCUAACAGCAGCGGCAGGAGUUGGAGAAGCAGCGCGGAGACAGCCAGACAGCUGCGGGCAGCAGUGACUUCUGAGGCGCCUCAAGGAGCGUCUGGGUUUACCAGGGGUGGCAGGAGCUGGAGGAGCAAUGCAGAGACAGUGAGGCAGCUGCGGAUGGUGGGAGGGGAGGGCAGGCAGCAGCAUGUGCCGUGGAGCAGGAGGGUGGGCCAAGAGGUGCCUCACAGGCCGUGGCACAGGAGAGCUGCUUCGGGCGAUGCUGGUUCUGCUCCAAACUUCUUUGACAGGUGCGUGCACUGA
This is a messenger RNA of Closterium sp. NIES-65, 5088 nucleotides long. Lineage: Eukaryota; Viridiplantae; Streptophyta; Zygnematophyceae; Desmidiales; Closteriaceae. The record is from the annotation of a GenBank genome assembly.